This is a messenger RNA of Erigeron canadensis, 1206 nucleotides long. Its product is annotated as E3 ubiquitin-protein ligase CHIP-like. Bases 108 to 947 code for a protein of 279 amino acids. Gene Ontology annotation, cellular component: cytoplasm. NCBI's taxonomy places the organism in Eukaryota, Viridiplantae, Streptophyta, Magnoliopsida, Asterales, Asteraceae. The transcript has 8 exons. Gene Ontology annotation, molecular function: ubiquitin protein ligase activity; protein-folding chaperone binding. Gene Ontology annotation, biological process: protein polyubiquitination; cellular response to misfolded protein; proteasome-mediated ubiquitin-dependent protein catabolic process. The record is from RefSeq and is a predicted model, not a curated record.
AAACUUCUAGAGAGAGAAACUGAAUUUGAGUUCUUUUUUUUUUUUAAAUUCUUUUAAAAAAUUUUAUAAACAAAUAAAAAAAAUUGUAUAAAAAUUGGUUAAGAAUUAUGGCGAAAGGAGUAAAUUCAGGAAGCAUGCAAGCAGAACAACUUAAACAAGAUGGAAAUCUUUAUUUCAAGAAAAAUAGAUUUGGUGCUGCCAUUGAUGCUUAUACUGAGGCAAUCACUUUGUGCUCUAAUGUUGCAAUCUAUUAUACGAAUCGCGCUGUAUGUUAUCGCAAACGCAGUGAAUGGACAAAAGUUGAGGAGGACUGUCGGAAGGCUAUCCAGCUUGAUCAUCAUUCUGUCAAGGGUCAUUAUAUGCUAGGGCUUGCUCUAUUACAAAGGGAAAAAUAUUCUGAAGGAAUAAAAGAAUUGGAAAGGUCUUUCGAUCUUGGUAGAGCAGAAAAUCCUCCUAGUUAUAUGGUGGAGGAAAUAUGGCAGGAGCUUGCCAAAGCAAAAUAUCAAAAAUGGGAGCGCGAUUCCACUAAACGAGCUUGGGAUUUGCAAAAUCUCAAACAAAGUUGUGAGAUAGCUCUUAAAGAAAAACAUUCGCGUGAUGUCACUCAAGUUGAAGGAUUUACUGAUGAAAUUACAGAUUCUACUUCAGAACAGUUAGAAGCUUUGAAUUCAGUAUUUAGCAAAGCUGCUGAUUCUGACACACCAACAGAGGUGCCAGAUUACCUAUGCUGCAAGAUUACCCUUGAUAUAUUCCGUGAUCCUGUCAUUGCUCCAAGUGGUUUUACAUAUGAGAGGGCAACCAUUCUUGAUCAUCUCAGCAAGGUAGGCAACUUUGAUCCUAUUACGCGACAACCUCUUUAUCCAUCACAGUUGGUCCAAAACUUGGCAAUGAAAGAAGCAGUUCAGGCAUUUCUAGAAAACCAUGGCUGGGCUUACAGGAUGGACUGAAAGAUGUGACAUAUAUAGACUGAAAGAUGUGAGAUCAUAUAUAGAGGCUUUAUUCUCUGUUUUGCUUAUGCGCCUAUGAAUUUGUCAAAUUUUGAUGUAUUCAUCUCAUGUAAUUCUGCUCUCCUCAAAUUGUACAGUCAAACUUUAGAAUCUAAGAUAGUCCUUUUGUUAUAUGCUAAUAUUGCAAAAUAUAUGGCUCUCAUAAUUGUACAGAAAUAGUGAAAGCUUUCUUAUGGAUCCUCCUUUUUCGUUGCCCUUA